Molecule: messenger RNA, 4124 nt
Organism: Onthophagus taurus
Lineage: Eukaryota; Metazoa; Arthropoda; Insecta; Coleoptera; Scarabaeidae
Source: RefSeq, a predicted model, not a curated record
AUCGUCACAUUUUUUAAAUUAUUUUCUUUAUUAUUGAUAGUUUAAAAUCUCCUUUUGCUACUAAUUAUAGAAUAUUGAUUUCCUUGGCAAAUUGUAGUUAACACCGCUUCACUUCUCAUUUAAUUGGUAGGCGAAUGUAGAAGGUUGUUUUAUCCUGUUAGAACCAAAUCAGUUGAGUACCAACAUUGGAAUUGAAAGAAAUGAGGCACAAAUUGGUUUAGUUGUGAAUAUCUUGAGCUUAUUUCUGAAGGAGUGUUGUUCUUGGUGUAUUAGUUAGAGUACUUAUGGAGUAUUUUUAAGACUAGGUAUGUUGCAUUAUAAUAAAUUAAUAACAACGAAGACCAAUUAAAUGUGUUGGAUAAUCUUAAUGCUAUCCAGAGUCUAUUACCAAAAUAGUUGGUGCAGAGGAUGAUAUACUGUAUCUAGCUCAUUGUUUGUGUCAUUGCCAACCACACCAGCUGUUUCAAACCGUUGUAGUUGAUUUCCUCCCUCUAUUAGAGAUCCAAAGAUUGCAAUAUUGUAUUAUUAAACGCACUUUGAAUGUCUAAGAAUGCACAAAGGGAUAGUUACUAGAAGACUAAAUAUUUUAGGUCUUGAUAAGUUUCGGGUAUUUUUGCUAGAUGAUGCUGUUGAAAAACCAAACGCAAUUUGCAGAACACAAGAUAUUUGUUGGCAAAAGAAUUGCUGAGAGAAAACUAGACAUUACUUCUAUAAGACUAAAUACUGCUGAUAAAAGGCAAAAUAUAGCCUGUUGAUGCAAAUUUCUAUACUACUUAUACAUUUCUAGAUGGUAGUAGCAGAAGACCGUGGUUGGGGUAAUAUCAGACAUUUUAGCAUUGUUAAACGUAAUAAAUAGCACGCUCCACAUUAAAUCAAAGUCACCUCGUUUAAAACAGAUAGAAGAAGUAAUCUCCAAGUAUCACGAACACCAAGAUCAGAAGAAGCUUGAUUUAAAUCGAGAAUACUUCAAGACUUCGAUAGAUAUUGUAUUCUUUUGGUCGUAGCUGGUAAGGAUUUUUCUUGCACUCUUCCAUCAACAUAGUAUCGAGCUUUCUGCAAACAGUAUCUAAAGCUUUAGAUACUUUGUGAAAGCAGUAGGAUUAUGUAAUAUUUAUUUAAUAAAUUCCGAAAUUUCAAAUUUCCCUCCUAAUUAGAAUAUUCAAAAUGGCCUCCUUAACACCCUUUAAGUUGCGGGAAUACAACUUUAUCACUAUAUAUAUUAUAUGGGAGUUAAAAAAAGUGAUAAUUCCCCCUUUUGUUAAUAAAUCCGAAAUAAAAUGCGAUUUUUUCGUGUUUCUAUAAAAAUAGAGUUUCUGACCUAAUCAAAGACAACCUAAAUCGACGUAAGCGACGUCUCUUCUAAGUUCAGAAUUCCCGGGUUUCCCCAGUAUUGAUCUUUUAAGGUUUUACUCCUACCUCUCGUUCUGCGAUUCAUUAAAAUCCGGUGUUUAUAAAAGUAGUUUUCCCCCAUUCGAAAAAAUAAAUGGUAUCGAAAAAACAAAUUGGGGGUGCGUUUCAAUUCUUGCGGAUCGUUUAAGGUAGAUCUUUGAGGAGAUUAAAUGAAUUGUUUAAGUGAACGUUUAGAUAUUAUUUUUAAAACUGUGACGAUUUUUAGCUUUUUUUCGAAAAAAAAGCUUCACAAAUAACAUAAUGGAUGGAUUUAAAUUUGAAAACGAACAAAAAUGGACUAUUACAGUGCGACGGGUUCGUGCGUUGAGACCGUGAGGGCCCUCCAUCAAACCAUUGGCAGUCUCAAAUCGGCUUUGGAACGAAGUCGGAAUGAAAUAUUAGAUUUAAAGUCAAGAAGUUUUUAUCCGCAAAGUGAACAGAAUAAUUUGAGAGAUAAACAAUUAACGGCGUCGAAGAUUGUAUCGUUUUCAAACGUUUUUGAUGGGGACAAACAGGUAAGCUCUUCAAAUAGCUUACGUUUACAACAAAAAUCGAAAGUUUCGAGGAAGUUGCCUAGAUUUAAAGAAGAAAUUGUUGAUUCAAAAUCAAAAGUGAUUUGUAGUGAAAAUAGCAAUUACGAUAACGCCAAAAAUGUGGUCGAUGUUGAUAAAGCGAAACAUUUAGGGCAUGUCAUCGAAGCUGCUAUCAAUAAAAUAAGCGAAAAUCAUAAUAAAAGAAUUAAAAAGAACGCUAAAAGGCUAAAAAAUAAUACAAAAAAGAAUGAGCAAGAUGAACAAGUGUUGUGUGGUGAUAAAGAAGUUAAAAAUAAAAAACAAAUAGAAUUUUCAGUCGAGAUUAGCAAGAAACCAUCUAAACCAAUUAACAUUAAUAUCCUUACUAAGUACAAGAAGAAAAAGACUAAAAUGGAUGAAGAUAAAAGUGAAAAAUUAGAAGAACACAACUUAAACGAUGAAGAAGAAAACAUAAAUAUUGUACCACCUUUAGAUUUAACAAACUUAAAUGAUACUGAACAAGAAGUUGACGAUAUAGAAUUAAUAUUCACAACGGAAGAAACGAAGGACACCGAUUUUAAAGAAGAAUUAGUUCCAAUCGACACUUUGUUACAAUGUCCCCUAUCUGAUUAUGAUGAAAAAUUAUCUGGAGAUACAUCCGAUCGUGAAUUAGAAGACGACGUUUUCAACGAUAACGAAACAAACCAAGAAGAAAACAUUCACGGUUCAAAAUCGGACAACUCAAUCCACGAUGGGAAAAGUUUAAAAAGUUAUUAUUCGUUUCAAGAUUCAAGCUUUGAGAAUAAAUCGUUGGAGAAAGAUGAAAGUUUCGAUCGGUUUGAAGAAAAAGUUAGAAUCGUAGAGACGGACAUUUCAAAAAUUGGGAUUCAAGAUAGCGAGUAUAACUUGGGGAGGAGAAAUACGUGUCCUAAUCCGAUACAAUAUCGACCGAUUAUGCAUCGGGAAGCUUUGGGAAGGGGUGCAAGAAAAAAUCGACCUUUUGGGGUUCACGUAAAUGUCAGGAAAGAUUCUGAGGCGCAAACUAAUAUUUCUGCUAUUCCGGGAUCUUCGUGGAGGUCAGAGAGUAGUUUAGCACAUAAAGUUAAAAUCGGUGAUAAUUUUACAACUUUACCAUCAAAAUUUCCUCACCCAGGAUCGAGGUUACAACUUUCAGAGAAAACCGUAGAAGCCCGACGAGUUUUACUCUCCGAUAUUGGUUUUACGAGUAUGGUGCCUGAAUUAUCUCGAUCUGCUGAUCAUUUAUGUCCGCCUGUUACAAGGAAUGCCCCCCCGACAUCAUACGGACAAUUUUUGCGUACAACAGAUCUUUAUUCUCCAGCUUAUACACAAACUCAGAGAUAUUUAUGGACAACCACAACUCCUUCGGAUCGGAGUAAUUCCCAAUCGAGGUAUUCGAGCCAAUUCAUUUCUUCACCUCCUAUUAUUACCAGAAGAUGUUCUGCGCCGGUUUCCCCAUCGAAGCGACCUUUAAAAAUGGCCACUUCAAAGGUUAGGUUUGCGAAUGGUUCGCUUCCGGAGUUACGAUCGGAUUGGACUAAUGUGGAUAGUGGUGAAUCAACCGAUAGCCUCGUAGAGGAGGCUGAACAUUAUUUAAGGAGAUCAAUUGAUUGUUUAGCACCGUGUCAUAACGUUUGUUUCAAAAGUGAUUCUUCAAAAACUAUUAGGAGGGCUUCAGCCCCUGAACCAUGUAGAGAUAACGUACCCCCUCAAGGUUGGCAACCGUUUUUACCAAGAAUUCCGCGCGAUCUCCACUUAGAUUACUGGGUAAAAGUAAUCACUGCGGAAGGUCGAGUUCGAGGAGGAAGAGUUCGUUAUGUAGGGCCUCUUUUGAAUCAAUCUGAUAUGUUUAUCGGGGUGCAAUUAAGCACCCCUGAUGGGCAAUCAGAUGGGACGCACAAUAAUAGGAGAUAUUUUAAUUGCGAACCUUACCAUGGUUUAUUCAUCCCCUUCAAAAAGAUAAUUAUGGGUUGGAGGCCCUGAAAUUGUUAUUGAAAUCUAAAUUUAUCCAACGUUUUUUGAAAGAAAUUAAUAUUAAAGAAAAUUGGCCUAGAUUUAUGGCACGAACAGUAUUUAUUCUGUAAUAUCUUAUGGGGUAACAAAAAAGACAAAAAAAAAUGUUACAAUCUUUUAGUCAAUGUAUGUACCAUAAAAUAAAUGCUUGUAAAGGGAACGCAAAAGAAAUAAACUAUCUAGAAGUAAAAA